Aspergillus lentulus is the source of this 936-nucleotide messenger RNA. RefSeq names its product PaaI family thioesterase. The record is from RefSeq and is a predicted model, not a curated record. NCBI's taxonomy places the organism in Eukaryota, Fungi, Ascomycota, Eurotiomycetes, Eurotiales, Aspergillaceae.
AUGCGGCCGCCAGUCCCGUCCAGAGCUUUCUUUCGGAAAGUCUCCACUAAGCACGGCCCGUAUAUUGUCUCUCGUCUGCCUACAAAGUCCCAACACCUGCCGAAGAUCCCCAAUCGGACGCUCCCGCUUCCUUCAACUUGUUCACGCUUCCUUGGCCCUCGUUUACACAGACAGUAUUCCACAGCUUCAGCGCACUCUCAAACAUCUAAGCCUUACCUGCUUCUACGUCGCAUUGUCGGAUUCACGGCCAUUGCCAUUGUCGCAUUUUCUACCGGACUCGCUUAUCAGACUCAGAAGACUGUUGCGCGCAUGAUGGCUGUCAGCAUGCCCACCGACGAGGAGACUCUCACUGCCUUUGUACCCUCCGAUGAGUUCACGAAAGAGGUCGAAGACUAUAUCCGCAAUCACCCUGUGACCCUUGCUUUACGUCAAGACCCAGCUUAUACCGAAUCGCGACCACAUUUGAAGAUCCCGCAAGAAUUGCGCGCGCGUCAUCUAACCGCCGGUAUCCUUGCAACCCCAGGCGGAAUUGUGGUGCCGCCUUACGUUUUCUGCGAGGAGGGCGGAAAGAGUCUGACUGCCAUCUUUUACCUUGGCUCCGAUGUCUCCGGUCAUCCUGGCAUUGUCCACGGCGGUCUUUUGGCCACGCUGCUGGAUGAGUCCAUGGCCCGGUGCUGCUUCCCCGCGUUGCCAAACAAAGUGGGUGUGACGGCCAAUCUGAACAUUGACUACCGGCGCCCAGCGAUGGCCAACAACUAUGCUAUCUUGAAGGCGAAGACGGUCAAGGUGGAGGGCCGGAAGGCUUGGGUUGAGGCGCACAUCGAAACUCUUCCUGAGGAUGGUAAAGAACCAGUCGUACUGGUGGAGGCAAAGGCUCUGUUUAUUGAACCCAAGCAAGCUGCGGCCAUGGCAAGUCUGUACAAAGUUACCAACUAG